AUGUUGCACGUUGAACCCCCAUUGCGUCCAGAAGGGGAUGCUCUCUACGUCCAUACAUUUUCGGAGCUCGACGAUCGGGAAUUCAGGCGCCCGCCAGUCGCUGUGCCUCACCUCCAGCAUCAAAUGGAAGAAUCUAGUUACCUUACCUUCUGUCGUUCGGUCUCGGAUGACUACGAGUGGCAGCAAUCCCGUGAAGGACGAAUGGGAUACGUGGAGUGGUUUGUUACAGAGCAUCGGAAUGAACGAAACGGUUACUUUUUCGAAUACCUGCGACCACGGAGUUUCGACUUGUCUGCUGCCAAACCACCACCCAUUUAUCAAGAUUUACUACUGUAUAAGCAACUUACUGCAGACUACUCAUGGAUGGGUGUCACCGCUACUGUGACCUGGGCUUUGAACCUCCUUCUACCGGAUCCUUCCUUUGAUGGGAAUUUACGGACCUUCAACGAAAAUCUCAAGGUAUAUGCUCUAAAGCUCUGGUCGACGAAGAUUCCCUUUGACGGAGACUCCCCAGUUGUCGACCAAACAGAAGAGGAGCCGGAUUGGGGUGAUAAGUUCUAUGUCGAGCACGACCUUCUCCCGCACUACACGCCUCCUGUGCCCGCGUUGUCCUUCAGAGUCAUUGCCUUUGAUCUCUUCGGUACCAUCAUCGACGGUGACGGUGUUGUAAAUGACGUUAUGUUUCUGCUAUUACCAACGCAUCCCGGCAGACCCCGACUAUCCGAACUAGAAAACGCUGAAGCACCUUAUACCGACAUGGUGCAGCAUGUUUUGGAGGAUGUCCGCACUUUUGUAGGAGCGCCGCUCAGUAGAGCUGUACUCCGGGAAGCUGUCCGGACCAUCCUGCAUCCUGGUUUAUAUGCAGAUGCAGAAGCAGCUGUGAAGACGCUCCUGGAUCAGGGUUAUAUACUAGUCUGUCUUCCAGUUCCGGAUGCGAAAUCAUCUUCACUUCCCCAACUUCCAUUUGAUCUCACUGCGAACGAUCAACCUGCGCCCCUUUCGGACCUCUUUGGCCAAAUCUCCUCUAUGUUUUCAGACAUCUGGGGGCGCUGUCACUUGGCGUGCAGUAACGUUAAAAGCACCCAAAUUCUUGUAGUGACGUCUAGUCAUUACCGAGUGAUGGAACCAGCGAACAUGGCGGAUUUCCCAACGGUUCUAGUUCAACGUCCUGGGGGCCUAGGAUCGGGAGUCAACCUCAGGACAUGUGACCCAACCUUAGCGAUCGACGGAUUACGGGCUCUACCAACGAAGCUACACGAGGUGUUGUCCGACCUUGGUCCUUCACUGCUGACGCGGGCCAUGAUUUCUGAAACCCAAUACCGCGUCUACGGCAUGUAUCAGGUGACCAAAUUACUUGGAAUGGGAAGCUUUGGAAAUGUAUCGAGUGCUUUCCACGUUCUCACCGGCUCGGAGGCUGCAAUCAAAUUGUAG
Molecule: messenger RNA, 1431 nt
Organism: Suillus paluster
Lineage: Eukaryota; Fungi; Basidiomycota; Agaricomycetes; Boletales; Suillaceae
Exons: 7
Coding region: 1-1431 (476 amino acids)
Biological process (GO): protein phosphorylation
Molecular function (GO): ATP binding; protein kinase activity
Source: RefSeq, a predicted model, not a curated record